Molecule: messenger RNA, 3652 nt
Organism: Perognathus longimembris pacificus (Pacific pocket mouse)
Lineage: Eukaryota; Metazoa; Chordata; Mammalia; Rodentia; Heteromyidae
Gene: Tlk2
Product: tousled like kinase 2
Exons: 22
Coding region: 485-2737 (750 amino acids)
Biological process (GO): intracellular signal transduction; chromosome segregation; peptidyl-serine phosphorylation
Cellular component (GO): nucleus
Molecular function (GO): protein serine/threonine kinase activity; ATP binding
Source: RefSeq, a predicted model, not a curated record
ACACCGAUCACUACUAAUCCGGACCGAACCGAUCCGGAUUAAGGGGCCGGAGGCGGGUCCUGGGCACCAGCGGUUCCGACCCCCCCUCCCCCGCCCUCCGCGCCGCACCCGAGUGGCCCCCAGCCGAGCGGGCCCCCACCUCCCCGGCCGGCCUGGGCCCUUCUGCGCCUCCCUUGGCCUUUGUCCGGCGCCAGGAGGCCCGGUCCCGCGCCCCCCGCGGCCGCCCGGGCCCGGGCCCGCGUCAGGCGCCUGGCUCUGUACGCGAGCCCGGGGAUCUGCGGCCUCCGCGGCCCCCCUCCCCCGCCCGCCCUCUCGUGGAGCCCGGCGCCGGCGGCGGCUGCCCGGGCGGGGGGUUGCGGCGCUCAGGAGAGGCCCCGGCUCCACCCCGGGCCUGCCCAGGGGGAGAGCAGAGCGGUCCGCAGCCGGGUCGGGUCGGGGCCCCUCCCGGGAGGAGCGUGGAGCGGCGGCGGCGGCGGCGGCAGAAAUGAUGGAAGAAUUGCAUAGCCUGGACCCAAGAAGGCAGGAAUUAUUAGAGGCCAGGUUUACUGGAGUUGGAGUUAGUAAGGGGCCACUCAAUAGUGAGUCUUCCAACCAGAGCUUGUGCAGUGUGGGGUCCUUGAGUGAUAAAGAAGUAGAGACUCCUGAGAAAAAGCAGAAUGACCAACGAAAUCGGAAAAGAAAAGCUGAACCAUAUGAAACUAGCCAAGGGAAAGGCACUCCUAGGGGACAUAAAAUUAGUGAUUACUUUGAGUUUGCUGGGGGAAGCGGGCCAGGAACCAGCCCUGGCAGAAGUGUUCCACCAGUUGCACGAUCCUCACCGCAACAUUCCUUAUCCAAUCCCUUACCGCGGCGAGUAGAGCAGCCCCUCUAUGGCUUAGACGGCAAUGCUGCAAAGGAGGCCUCGGAGGAGCAGUCUGCCCUGCCAACGCUCAUGUCAGUGAUGCUAGCAAAACCUCGGCUGGACACGGAGCAGCUAGCACAAAGGGGAGCUGGCCUCUGCUUUACUUUUGUCUCCGCUCAGCAAAACAGUCCUUCUUCUACAGGAUCGGGCAACACAGAGCAUUCCUGCAGCUCACAAAAGCAGAUCUCCAUCCAGCACAGACAGACCCAGUCUGACCUCACAAUAGAAAAAAUAUCUGCACUAGAAAACAGUAAGAAUUCUGACUUAGAGAAGAAAGAGGGAAGAAUAGAUGAUUUAUUAAGAGCUAACUGUGAUUUGAGACGGCAGAUUGAUGAACAACAAAAGAUGCUAGAGAAAUACAAGGAGCGGCUAAAUAGAUGUGUCACAAUGAGCAAGAAACUCCUUAUAGAAAAGUCAAAACAAGAGAAGAUGGCUUGUAGAGAUAAGAGCAUGCAGGACCGCUUGAGAUUGGGUCACUUCACUACCGUCCGACAUGGGGCCUCCUUUACUGAACAAUGGACAGAUGGUUAUGCUUUCCAGAACCUUAUCAAGCAACAGGAAAGGAUAAAUUCACAGAGGGAAGAGAUAGAAAGACAACGGAAAAUGUUAGCAAAGCGGAAACCUCCUGCCAUGGGUCAGGCCCCUCCAGCAACCAAUGAGCAGAAACAGCGGAAAAAUAAGACCAAUGGAGCUGAAAAUGAAACGUUAACUUUAGCAGAAUACCAUGAACAAGAAGAAAUCUUCAAACUCAGAUUAGGUCAUCUUAAAAAAGAGGAAGCAGAAAUCCAGGCUGAACUGGAAAGACUAGAAAGAGUUAGAAAUCUACAUAUCAGGGAACUAAAAAGGAUACAUAAUGAAGAUAAUUCACAAUUUAAAGAUCAUCCGACGCUAAAUGACAGAUAUUUAUUGUUACAUCUUUUGGGUAGAGGAGGUUUCAGUGAAGUUUACAAGGCAUUUGACCUAACAGAGCAAAGAUACGUAGCUGUGAAAAUUCACCAGUUAAAUAAAAACUGGAGAGAUGAGAAAAAGGAGAAUUACCACAAGCAUGCAUGUAGGGAAUACCGGAUUCACAAAGAACUGGAUCAUCCCAGAAUAGUUAAGCUGUAUGAUUACUUUUCACUGGACACUGACUCGUUUUGUACAGUAUUAGAAUACUGUGAGGGAAAUGAUCUGGACUUCUACCUGAAACAGCACAAAUUAAUGUCGGAGAAAGAGGCCCGAUCCAUUAUCAUGCAGAUUGUGAAUGCUUUAAAGUACUUAAAUGAAAUAAAACCUCCCAUCAUACACUAUGACCUCAAACCAGGUAAUAUUCUGUUAGUAAAUGGUACAGCGUGUGGAGAGAUAAAAAUUACAGAUUUUGGUCUUUCCAAGAUCAUGGAUGAUGAUAGCUACAAUUCAGUGGAUGGCAUGGAGCUAACGUCACAAGGUGCUGGUACUUAUUGGUAUUUACCACCAGAAUGUUUUGUGGUUGGGAAAGAGCCACCAAAGAUCUCAAAUAAAGUAGAUGUCUGGUCAGUGGGUGUGAUCUUCUAUCAGUGUCUUUAUGGAAGGAAGCCUUUUGGCCAUAACCAGUCUCAGCAAGACAUUCUACAAGAGAAUACUAUCCUUAAAGCUACUGAAGUACAGUUCCCGCCAAAGCCAGUAGUAACACCUGAAGCAAAAGCAUUUAUCCGGCGAUGCUUGGCUUACCGAAAGGAGGACCGCAUUGAUGUCCAGCAGCUGGCCUGUGACCCCUACUUGCUGCCUCACAUCCGGAAAUCGGUCUCCACAAGUAGCCCUGCUGGAGCUGCUAUUGCAUCAACCUCUGGGACGUCCAAUAACAGUUCUUCAAACUGAGACCGACUCCAAGGCCACAAACUGUUAACACAAAGUGGACAAAUGGCAUUCAGCAGUGGGUUUGGAACAUAGCGAAUCCGAAUGGAUCUCAUGAAACCUGUACCAGGUGCUUUUAUUUUCUUGCUUUUUUUUCCCAUCCAUAGAGCAUGACAGCAUCGAUUCUCAUUGAGGAGAAACCUUGGGCAGCUCUGGCCAGGCCUCAUAGGAAAAGGCCCCGCCCGAGGUCCCAGCGUCAACGGCCACUGUGCGUGGCUGCUCUGAGUGAGGAAAAAAUUAAAAAGAAAAACUGGUUCCAUGUACUGUGAACUUGAAAACAUGCAGACUCAGGGGGGUCCCUGAUGCAUUGCUUCAGAUGAAGAAUGUGGACUUGAAAAUACAGACUGGGCUAGUCCAGUGUCUAUAUUUAAACUUGUUCUUUUCUUUUAAUAAAGUUUAGGUAACAUCUCCUGAGAAGCUUGUAGCACAAAGGCUCGGCUGGGGAUGGUAUUUGACUUCGGAGGAAAAAAGUUGCUAUUGCCCGUUAAAGGCACUAGAGUUAGUGUUUUAUCCCGAAAUAAUUUCCAUUUUUAAAAACAUGCAGCUUCCCUCCCCCCUUUUUUUAUUUUUGAAAGAAUACAUUUGGUUAUAAAGUGAAACCCGUAUUAGCAAGUACGUGGCAAUGUUCAUUCCAAUCAAAUGCAGCUUUCUCCUCCGUCUGGUCUCCUGCUUGAAUUGCCUCCCUCAUUUCAAGAGGGAGAAACAGAGUGGGAGGACGGAGAUGCGUGGUUUGCCAUUGGACAAAGAAUGAGGUUAGAAGACUGCAGCUUGGAGUCUCUGGGUUUUCAAAUAUUUCUUCACAAUUUGAACACUUGACGGUUGUCCCUUUUAAUUUAUUUGAAGUGCUAUUUUUUUAAAUAAAGGUUCAUCUGUCCAUCA